AUGGUAACUAUUAGAGCAGUCAUUGCAUUGGAAGCCGCAAAAGGAUGGACUAUGUAUCAGAUGGAUGUAUUCAAUGCAUUCUUACAAGGAGAUUUGGAAGAUGAAGUAUACAUGGAACUUCCUCAGGGAUUUAGAAGACAGGGAGACCAAGAUCUUGGAUUAGGAGGUACCAAACUAGCUGCAACACCAGUAGAUUUGAACCAGAAGUUCACUUCUCUGAAAUUUGAUGCACAUGCAGGAAUAACAGGAGAUGAGGCAUUAGAUGAUAUAACAGCUUACCAAAGAUUAAUUGGGAGGCUAUUGUAUUUGACAAUAACAAGAUCUGACAUAAGCUAUAUAGUUCAGACAUAA
Nicotiana tabacum (common tobacco) is the source of this 351-nucleotide messenger RNA. RefSeq lists its product as uncharacterized. Lineage: Eukaryota; Viridiplantae; Streptophyta; Magnoliopsida; Solanales; Solanaceae. The record is from RefSeq and is a predicted model, not a curated record.